Molecule: messenger RNA, 1944 nt
Organism: Aureobasidium pullulans EXF-150
Lineage: Eukaryota; Fungi; Ascomycota; Dothideomycetes; Dothideales; Saccotheciaceae
Exons: 2
Coding region: 1-1944 (647 amino acids)
Biological process (GO): tRNA processing
Molecular function (GO): ligase activity, forming carbon-nitrogen bonds; ATP binding
Source: RefSeq, a predicted model, not a curated record
AUGUUGAAAAGAUCCGCCGUCCGCUCUGCCGCGCAGGCCAUCGCUCAAGAAAGAUUUGACUCCAUACUACAGCCAAUAUGCAAGGGCAAGAUACGCUUAGGCCUUGCCAUCAGUGGUGGAGUAGAUUCCAUGGCCCUGGCUAGUCUGUGCAGUAAAGUACAGGGGUUUAACAUGCCGCCUGUUACAGCUUUCAUAGUCGAUCAUUGCCUACGGUAUGGAAGUGCUGCUGAAGCCAUAUCAGUAGCAAGUAACCUCCAAAGACUCGGUAUUGCGUCCGAGAUCCUCAAGAUGGAAUGGCCAAAUCAUCGCGAUCCGGUCAAGCUUCCAAAUCUAGAGACGGCUGCUCGCAAGUUGCGCUUCCAACUUCUUGGGCGUGCCUGUGCCAAAUCUCAAAUCGACACUCUUCUACUAGCCCACCAUGGAGAUGAUCAAGCUGAGACAAUACUUUCGAGGAUAUAUGCUGGCUAUUUAGGCACAGGUCUACAAGGUAUCCAGGCCAUCAGUCCCAUCCCUGAAUGCCAUGGUGCCCAUGGGGUCUCCGAAUCAGGAACCACCCGGAGACUAGACCCUUCUGGGACCAUCACAAAAGUUUGGGUCGAGUCUGGCGGCGUUACGAUCCAUCGACCACUACUUGACUUUACGAAAGCAGAACUCAUUGCCACCUGCCAUGCACGGCAAGUCAGUUGGCAUGAGGAUGCAACAAACGCCGACAAGACUCUGACUGCUCGCAACGCUAUUAGACACCUAAUUGGAUCCGGAGCCUUACCACAUGCACUCAGCACCGUCCGUUUGAGGGACCUCGCAGCGAAUAAAUUGAGCCAUCGCCAAUCUUGUAAUGACACUGCCACAGCCAUGUUCAAGGCUUGCAAGGUUGAACUCAAUACCAGAACUAGCUCUGUAUCGUUCUCGAUCCAUCCAAAAAUCGAAGACUGGUUGAGGGACACGACUAAUCCUCCUCUGGUAGCGGCACUACUUACCCGCAAGUUCUUGUCACUCUCUGAAGACAAACACAAACUUCAAUUGCAAAAUACUCAGCGCGCAGUCCAGUACAUCUUCCCAUUUCUAUUCGACCACGAGCUAUCGGCCAACGCUGGUGUCAACGUUGGUAAUAUCGUUCUUCUCAAAACACUCGAGUCCGACAAGGCAUCGAGCUCUGGCGAACGCAGAGUCUCGUGGAAGUACAGUGUCCUUCCACGCCCAGUUCAGGACCCAGAGAGAUAUACACAGGUUCUCCUAGCAGAACAAGAAAGUGACAAUGACUUUUCUGAACCUAUAUGGACUCGCCCAAAGCUGUUCCAUGACCGAUGGUGGAUAAGACUUCGGUACAUACCACAUAAUGUACCAUCCAAAACAUCCAUGGUCGUCAGAUUUCUGAGACCAACCGAUUUGCCGCACAUGAGACUACACGAUACGGGAAGCCUUGAAAGAAGACUCAAGCCUCACGCGCCAGCAAACGCCCGUUUUGCAUUACCUGCAAUCGUAGAAAGAUCUCUAGUUGAGCAAGCGGAUGAAUCCCUGAGCGAGAUAGAUACCGUUUGGGCUCUUCCGACUAUCGGGUGGUCACGCGCUGGUUUCUCACCUUGGAAUUUCAAGACACCCGGAGAAAAUGUGUGGCAACACACAAACACCUACAAGAACAUCGAUUUCGAGGUUAGCGACAACCAUACUGUCAAGUCUUACACACGACCGGUAGACGACAACCAAGAACUGAGGUUCAAGGAGCCCUUGGAUUCCAGCAGCCCCGGCACGAAAAGAAGAGAGCAUCAGGAUAUCUCCACUCCUGAUACAUGGCGACAAACACAGAGGCUCAAGGAAGCCCAUAGCCGUGCGAUCCCAGCGAGCAAAAAAAGGAAUGUCAAACCUUACGAAACAUGGAAACACAAAAUGAGAAUGCCGAGAUUUGACCAACCUCCUGGAAAUCCAGCCUACAAAAAAGGCGCAUGA